GUUUGCCCAUUGAUGUCGUUGUUUGAAUGUAGCUAGCUAACUCGUAGCUAUCUACGUGUAACAAUUAACCAUCAUAGCACACACUAAUCCAGUUAUAAGUCCACCAUCAAUAAAAAUGUGAUGGUUCAUAUAAAUAUUUAUAUUCUGCUUGUAAGAAUAUUAGCAGGACGCUUCCGAAAUUGUGAAGAAAUUACACGACAGUACAAGAUAGCCUACGCUAGGUUAGCCUACAGUAGUUCUCUUACAAAACCUCACGAAUAGGCUACUAGUUAACCUAGCUAGCUAAUCGUGUUUUGUUUCUAACGGUACAGUAACGUUUUAAGUUUGACUCAGUUAGCAAUCGGGAAAAUGACUUCGGCCUCAACAAAGGUCGGAGAGAUCUUCUCCGCGGCGGGAGCUGCCUUCACCAAGCUGGGCGAACUCACUAUGCAGCUACACCCUGUCGCUGACUCCAGCCCUGCGGGAGCUAAGUGGACGGACACUGAGAUUGAGCACCUGAGAUCGGCAGUGGUGAGGUUCGGUGACGACCUCAACGCCCUCAGCUCUGUCCUCAAGGAGCGCACCGUAGGCCAGAUAAAGACGACAGUCAAGAGGAAGCUGUACGAGAACAAGGUGCCACUCUCCUCCGACUCCCCCAGAAAGAACUCCAAGAAGGCUGCCGUCGCCAUGGUGACAUCCGCGGGGCCAACUGUCAUGGCUACGCAGGCCGGGCAGGUCGUCGUGACGACGGGGCUCCAGGGCUCCUCCUCCCAGGGACACCCCACCAUGAAGAAACAGAAGACGGCAGACGUGACUCUGAGCGCUCUGAACGACUCGGACGUGAACAGCGACCUGGUGGACAUUGAGGGGCUGGGGGAGGGGUCUUCUGCCAAGAAGAUCAACUUUGACCAGGACAACCUGAAUCUUGACUCCAGCCUCAUCAUGAAUUCCAGCGACCUGCCUCUCCUCUCCCGCUGACCUUUGACCUCUGAGGAGGAGGGACUUGCCCCGUUGUCACAGAUGGCUGCGGACCCGACGUAAACACGUUGAUCUUGAGCACCGAUGAUCAACAGCGAUGAUGUCUCACUGAUUCCACUCAGCAGACAGAAGACAUGAUCACAUGACCUACCCCACUCAGAUUUUUUUUUUUUUAUCCCCACACAUACCUACCUCCUGCCAUUUUAAUAUUGUUUUCAUGAUAUACACAAUAUAGCAAUAUACUCCUGUCCUAUCUUCUCAACCCCCCCCCCCCCCCCCCCCACACACACUGAUCUAUUCAAUCCCAAUAACAAUAUUUAACACUAUUGGAGAUUUAUUUUAAUUUUUUCCCUCAUCAGUGCAUACAAAUCAAAAUUGUAUAAAUGGUAAAAUCAUGUACUUGUUAGUUGUUUGCUACCCGUUGCUAUGGUGAGGAAGAAGAGAGGUCAUCACUAUCGUAUUGUAGGAAAGGUCAAGGGUUAGAUGAUUGUUUAGAUCUGUGUCACCAUUUUGUUUUUAAGAAACAGCUGUAGGACCUAAGAUGGGGGACACAUAAAUAUUCACUCCUGAUGAACAAGAACACUCCUAGUUUAUCAGAGCACAAGGAGUCUUUGCGUUGUAGUUUCUGGGUAGAAAUUGGUCACGUGAUCAGCAUGUGACUGAAUUAUCUUGAAUAAACUCGAUUUUGUAUUUAACCAUU
Osmerus eperlanus (European smelt) is the source of this 1657-nucleotide messenger RNA. RefSeq lists its product as uncharacterized. The transcript is spliced from 6 exons. Bases 349 to 957 code for a protein of 202 amino acids. Lineage: Eukaryota; Metazoa; Chordata; Actinopteri; Osmeriformes; Osmeridae. Gene Ontology annotation, cellular component: MLL1 complex; NURF complex. The record is from RefSeq and is a predicted model, not a curated record.